AUGGGUAGCCAUUCACUGAAAUUGGGGGCACUGAAGAUGCUUGAACAAGAACGAAGAGGGGAAGAAGAAGAAGAAGAACAAGAAGAAGAAGAAGAAGAAAAUGGAGAUGAAACUGCUGCUCGGCGCCGCCGGCGCAAUAUUCUCCGGAGCUCACACGGCGCGCGCGCUCGCACCGGCGCUGAUGUUCUGCAAUAUCUGGCGGCGCCUCCAGCGGGCGCGUGGGGCGGGGGGAAACGUAUCAGAUUAUGCCCGGGUCCGCUGACCGAUCGCUUCAUCCUCUGCUCCAGGGAGGGCAUCAGCAACGGCCCUACAGUGUCCGCGGCGUUCUGGGAAGAAGGCUGCCGGCCGGCGGAGCGUACGUACUUCGGCAACGUUCAUGUUCGCUUCCUGUGCUGUCACAGUUACAAAACUGUGUCGCUGUGUGACGAAUACAGUCUUCCGGUGGACUUCGUCAACAAGCGGAGGCCCCACAGUUUUGGCGCCGGGCUUGCCAACUGGACCACUCCCAGUCCGGCAGGCGAACAGGUGGAGGUAGUCGAGGCGUACUGCGACCCUCGGGACUCUAAGGCGUACCUGGAACCCGGCGAAGAGGCGAGUGGCAAGCUAUAUACCAGCCCUGACAGAGACUACUCGCAGCCAUACACAGAUGGAUCUUCGGAAGCGAAGGCGUCCGAUCUCGACGAUGACGGCGUGUACGAGGACGUGGGCCUGCCUGUAGAGGGAGCAGAGGACGCCGCCGCCACAACAGGUCCGGCCGCCACCGUCACCGCCUGCGUCACAGUCGUCUGCGUCAGCGCUGACAGCGAGCAGCGCACGCCGCUGCACGGUGCUCUCGACGAGAGCGGGGAGUGGUACGAGGAAGCUGAGCUGGUGCCGCAGCAGACGCAGCUGCAGCCGCCGCAGCCUGCCGCGGGGGCCGAGCGUCGCAACAGAUCGCCCUACUACUACGCCGACCUCUUCCGGGAGCGCGACGAACCAGAGCCGCCGCCCCCGCCGCUGCCAGCGCCCUCUCUGCGCCGCCAGCAACAGGGGUACCGCAAGUGCGUGAGCCUCGACGCGGCCGCGCCUUCGUGCCCCGCCAGCCAGCAGCGGCCGAGCGCUGCGGCCGGGGCGCGCGCCUACCGCAAGAGCGCCAGCCUCGACGCCACGCCGCUGGCGGCGCUGCUGCUAGAGGCGCCCCCCUCCACACACCAGCAGCAGCAGCAGCAGCCAGCCCCACAGCCCGGGGGACAUGCGCCCAUGCCGCCCCAGCACCGACGGGUCGCUGCCUACCAGCAGGUGGCGUCGUGUUCCUGCGCCGGCGGAAGCGCGACGGAAGAGCCCGGCCAGCCGCAGCCGCAGCAGGCCACGCCUCCGCUAGGCGACGACGCACGCUUCAGCGACAGCGACGCGGACCUCGACGACGAGUACCUGGACAUGAGCGGGCAGCCGCGCGCGCGCCGGCACAUCUACGAGACGGCGUUCGACUGCCGCGUCGACCGCGCAGCCGCCACCGACGACACCGAGGACAUCGACCGCCUCUCCAACCACCCUGCACUGCACGGUUUCUCAAAGCCCAGCGCCACGCCAGCGGCCGCCGCCCCCGGGGUGGUGUCUCUGGCGCCGCGCGCCGGGCCCUCUGACGACCCGUCCGGCCUGGGCAUCUUCACACCCAAGGACCUCCGCCGGCGCGUGCACCAGCGCCGCGUCACGCUCGUCGACGACACCAGCCUGUCGCGGGACCUCGACUCGCUCGACCUGGACGAGGACGACGAAGAGGAGCCGCGCCCGGCGACUGCGGCCGCGGGUGCGGCUGCGGGGGCGGUGGGGGCGGCGCCGUCCCCGCCGUCUACGGCGCCGCUGCCCGCCAAGUUCAGCAAGGCUCCGGGGGCGGGCGCGGGGGCGGCUUCCGGCGCUCGCAGCGCACCCUGCCUGCCCGCCUCCGCUCCCGAGUCCGGGACCGCCGCUGGCCGCCUGAAGGACGCGCGGCUGCCCGUCAAGUCGCUGCGAGCCAGGGAGUUACCACGGCGCGAAAUGCAUCACCACCACCACCACCAGAACCACCACCCGCAUCACCACCACCACCAUGGCCGGCCGGCGGCGGGCAGCAAGUUCUCCAGCACGGAGAGCAUGGCGACCAGCAGCAGCGGCGGCAGCCUCGAGUCCAUCCGCUCCAGCACCAGCGAGGGCAACCGCUCCACCAGCAGCUCUGACAGCCGGCGCAGCACCUCGCUCAGCUCGCACAGCUCAGACUCCAGCGGCGCCGACAGGUACCACCUGCCUCUGGGGAGCGGCAUGCAGACGACGCCCGGCAGCGGACUGGGCGGCGGCGUGGGCGGCGGGAUGGGUCGCUUCAGCAACAAACUGCACAUCCUGUCGCCCAUUUCCGACAAGUCGUCGCAGGAGCCCGCCUCCUCCACGGAGACGUCGGACAACAACCGCAACAACAACAGCACGCGCGCCUCGCCAGAGGACCAGGGUGGAAUCACCCCCACCAACGAGACCAACACCAACACCAACACCAACGGUUUGAAAAUGCGGCAGCGGGCGCCGCAGAACCGCAACCUGAUCAACCUGAUGGGCCUCCACCAGUCGUCGGGCGAGGCCGAGGUCCAGGGCUCCGACAGCGGCAUCUCCAUAGAGUCGCGCACCGGCCACCAGCACCACCACGCGGCCGGCGACUUCUCGGAGCUGCCGUUCGACAUGCCCAAGUUGCGCCGGCGGCAGCGCCAACUGCAGCUGCAACAGCAGCAGCUCCUGGGCGACCCCAGGGCUCCCGGGACGGCGACUUCCGUGGCGCCGGCCGCGACAGCGGGGGAGGCGGGCGGUGACGUCAUAGGCGGCGGGGGCGGCGGCGCGGCACGCAGCAGCGACGCCUCCUCCGUGGACCUCGCUGACCUGCCCUUCGAUAUGCCCAAGCUGCGGCGGCGCAUGCGCAACUCGCUCGGCGCCGGGCUGGCGCUCUCGUCGGCCGACGCGGGCAGCACCGAGUCCAGCGCGUCUUCGAGCCAGGGCGGCCGAAGGGACAGCCAAGGUGUGUGCGCGCGGCCCGGCCUCAGCCUGAACUUGGGCGGCGGCGACGCGUCGUCGUCCGCAUCGCCUCUUCGACGGCCAGCGCUGUCGCUCGACCUGCCAGCGGGAGUCGCGGCGCAGCCGGGCUCCAUCGACGUCUCUUUGCCGCUCGAGAGGCAGGGGUGGUACCAUGGUGCCUUGUCCAGAGUGGAGGCUGAGAAUGUCCUCAGAGUCCUCCGUGAGGGCUCAUACUUGGUGCGCAACAGCGAGUCAGCCAGACACGACUAUUCACUGUCACUGAAGGGUGCCCGUGGAUUUAUGCACAUGCGUAUCCAGCAAAACAAAGAAUCAGGCAAAUUCAUCCUCGGCCAGUUCAGCAAACCAUUUGACAAUAUUCCUGAGAUGAUUCAGCACUACACAGUCAACCAAUUACCAAUCAGAGGAGCAGAGCAUAUGUGCUUACUGCAUCCAGUGAUAGAACAAUUGCUCUAGCUACUCUCCAGUCCGCCGUGGAUCAUACUGCGGCAGGACUUGUGACUUCAUCGGAUGCUGCUAUUGCUGUGUAUGAAGAAAGUGGGUAUCAUUCAGAACACUGACUGUCUUACCUACUAACUCAUAAACUGCAGGUGUAAAUCAGUUACCUUGACCUGAGGGAAAAGUCAUCUUUCAACUGCUGCUGUAUGGUCAUGUUGAAUUAAUUCUGUAGCCAUUAUUUCAAAAAGGCUGACAGAAAUUCUGGAAGAAAAUGGUCAGAUUUUUUUUUUCUUUUUACCCAGAUGAGAUACCUUCAAGCAACAGACAAAAGAGAAAAGUCUGGAUAUGUCAUUACAUGAACAGUGCAGUGAUUAUAAUUUUGACACUAAUAAUGUUUUAUAACUUGUAUAGCUUUUUAGUAGAUUUAAACCCAUCGUGCAAUGCCUGUAAAAUAGGAGUCCAUGUAGAUAGUUGUCAUGUGGAACAUUCCAAGCCAAAGAGUAGCUGUGAAGAAUUUUAUUAUACAUACAGAUAUCUAUCGACACAGAACAUAAAACAGUAGUUGCUGAACUAUAUUUCUUAGCUAGAAUAGGAUGUUUAUAUUUGUUGUUGCUGUGAUCUCAUUUUCUGUAUGUAUGAGGAGAAACAGUGUUUAUUUUGAAGAUGGGAAGAUUAUAUUUCAAUUGUAGUACUAUUAAGGCAGUUACGAGAGCCAUGUA
Messenger RNA from Schistocerca nitens (vagrant locust), 4184 nucleotides. RefSeq lists its product as uncharacterized. The record is from RefSeq and is a predicted model, not a curated record. The transcript is spliced from 19 exons. Gene Ontology annotation, molecular function: phosphotyrosine residue binding. Bases 1 to 3483 code for a protein of 1160 amino acids. NCBI's taxonomy places the organism in Eukaryota, Metazoa, Arthropoda, Insecta, Orthoptera, Acrididae.